GUCGUCACUCGUCAGUAGCAAGCAAAACGCGUUAUCGUGAGGUUUCUUCGUUAAAUAGUAUAUGAAAAAACAUUUUUGUGCCGGUUCGAUGUUUCCUCGGUUUUAAUUUUUUCUUACAGUAAAAUUGUUUCUAAUAUCGAUCCAUGAAACGAUGACUUGUAACCUUUAUAGUGAUUAAAAUUAACACUUUUGAAUUAAUUAUUGGUGUCGUUGGAAAAAGGCGAAAACAUGGAUGAAUUUUAUGAUUUUCGACACGAACUUCGCAAUUUACCAUGGAGACUGGUGGAGCAAAUGGAACCACCUCCAUUCAAAACAUUCCGUUCCGAGUUCCAUAUGAGCAGCACAAACGAACAUUCUACAACUUACACUUCCACCACGCAUUAUUCCAAACAAUAUAUUCAAACAAAAUCGACAAAACGUGACUAUGAAACCACGGAAACUGAUAAUAUCACGAACGGGAAAUCACCUCCCGAUAAAUACACAACAACCACACACAUUACCCAGGAACCGAUCCAUAAUUAUAGUAUGCAAUUUAGCGAGAUUAAAUCGUUAAAACGUGUACAUAAAGUACAUGAAGGUAUCGGUACUGAUACUAUCAUAGAUAGCCCGGGAAUUGUAAAUCCUUUUACCGGCGAAACGAUGACGGUUCAAGAUGCCAUAGCAUCUCGUAUUUUGGAUGUAAGAACCGGAAAAAUUCUCGCUUCCCCCGAUGGUACACAAAUAACCAUCGAAGAAGCGGUUACAAGAAAAUUAAUCGACGAGAAAAUCGCCCAAAGAUUGUAUUCGCCUUGCGGUGUACAAGAAGAAGGAAGAAAUUUGACUCUUUUAGAAGCGAUUCAAAGAGAGAUUCAAGGUGCCGAACAAGCUUUUGUUGAUCCAACGGAAAAAAGAUUAAAGGUAAACCACGCGACGAGUAUAGAUCAAGCUAUUAACGAUGGAAAGGUGGAUUUAAAUACCGGAACGUACAGAUUAGAAUCCGGCGAAUUAUUAACGACGAAAGAGGCGUUUGAGAAAGGCUAUUUGUACACAACCCACAGGGAGUUUAAAUUAAAAACCGGUGCAAUUAGUUUAUACGAUGCAAUUAAUCAGGGAUUGAUCGAUGAAAGAACCGGUUGGAUAGUGGAUCGUAAUUCCGGUAAUAAAUAUCAAAUUGACGCCGCUGUUAGAACGAAUUUAAUCGACGGCGAUAUCAGGGAAAUUAUCGAUCCGAAAACUGAUACGAAAAUCACCGUUAUACAAGCUUUAGAAAAAGGAAUUAUUAAUCCCAAACUUGCCAAAUACAUUUACUCCCACGAAAAAUUACAAUUUUUAGAAGCAAAACGUCGCCAAUUUAUCGUAAAACCGAUGACAUUAAAAGAUGUGUGCGAUUUAAAUCUUAUAAACGAAAACGGUUUUAUAUCAUCGCCGUUACAUCAAAAAUAUUUAACUUUAUUAGAAGCUAUAUCCCACGGGGUUAUCGAUUCAAAUUCGGUUAAAUCAAUUUUAAACGCAAAAACGGGAAAAUAUGUUACAUUAAAUGACGCGUUAGCUUUAGGAAUAAUUCUUCCCGAUUCAAAAUUCGUUGACACAGUAACCAAUGAAGUUAUCAGUAUUAAGGAUGCGGUUAAUCGAGGGUAUAUAGUUUCGGUUGCGCAAAAAUCAAUUUUUGAUAUCGACGGGUUUCAACCCCCAGAUAAAUCUGAGUAUAUUUCGUUUAAUUCGGCGAGUUCUAAAGGUUUUAUUAGCGUGAAAGAUAACGGCAGUUUAGUUACUAAUUUAAAAAGUGGUAAAUUAAUUUCUUUUAGCGAUGGUUCGAAAUCGGGGGAGGUUAAACCGGAAGUUUUUGAAAUGUUAAAUUUGAAUAUAGGCGUAUUUGAAGAGGGACGCGAAUUAAGUGUCAUUGAAGCCGUUUUUAAGGGGUAUAUAGACCCGAAAACUGGGAAUUUUAUAGAUAUUAAAAAGAAUAAAAUUGUGCCUUUAAACGAUGCUAUUGCUCAGAAUUUAAUUACAGCUGAUGGUGCUGCUUUGUUAAAUUCUAUUUUAACUAUUAAUGUAACGACGCAAACUACUAGUAAGUUAGUGCAAAGAUAUGUUACUUUUAGUAGUACAAGUAAAGGUGAUUAUUCUCAAGGGAGGUUGUCUUAUACGGAGGCUUUACAAAGAGGUUAUAUCGAUAAUAGGACGCAAACUUAUGUUGAUCCGGAAAGUAACGAAAUUAUUCCUUUGGUUCAAGCGAUAAAUGAUGGUAAAAUUGUUCCGGAUACGGAGAAAGUCCCGAAAAAUAUUACAGCUUCGAUAAAAUCGCAAGAAUUUAUUCAAAACGAACAAAAUAGCAGUUACGAAAUCCCGCGGGAUGGUUGGUUGCUAAAAGAAGCGAUUGAUAGGCGAUUAUUUGAUCCAAUCUCGGGUUUAUUCGCAGUUACAGGUACUGAUCGUUUGGUGAGCUUCGAAGAAUGCAUUGAGUUAAAAUAUAUUAAUCCAAAUUCCGCUUUGGUUGUUGAUCCAAAAAGUAAAAGGAAAAUCUCGUUAAUUCGCGCGCUUGAUAAAAAAAUUUUGGACGGAUUAGGUCGGUAUAACUCCCAGUUAAACAUGAAAGAAGCUAUCUCUAAAAAUUUAAUUGUUUUCGAGGAUUUAAAAAUGGAUGAAUCGACGACAUCGAUUGUUAUUAAUAAAAAUUGCAAUUUUGAUGCGGUAAGUUGUAAAAUUAUCUCGAAAAGUGCUCCACCCCAAAGUGUUUUGGAAGCAAUUCAAAAUCAAAUAAUCCCUGAGGAAAGUAUUAAAAUUCAAGACCCUGAAAAUCCGGGGAAAUAUAUUGGGGUAAAUGAAGCGAUUCAUAAAGGAGUAAUCAAAGUGGAUACACAAGAAUAUGUCGAUAAAAACGGGGGGGUUAUUAAAAUUGAUGAUGCAAUAAAAAGUGGGGAUGUUGUUAUUGUUGCGGAUCAAGAAAAAAUUGGGGAAAAAUCAACCAUUAUUAUUAAAGAUCCAAAAACUGGAAAAACUUAUUCCCCGGAGGACGCUCUUAAAAUCGGUUUAAUAAAACCAGAAAAUCUAAAAGAAAUUUCGUUAAAAACCCCAGAAAUAAAAACGAUGAAACUAGAAAGUAUCGAUUUAGAAGAUGGCCCAACCCCAGCCGAAAUAACAAGAAGUAGAGUCACAAUCGAACCAACCUACAAAGUCUCAAUAGGGCGAGUUCAAUCUUUAUCACCAGAUAGAGACGCAAAAAAAGUCGUCCUACAAAAACUCCGCAAAAAAGUAGUUCGUCCUAAAGACGCGUUACAAAAAGGGCUAGUUGAUCCCGCCACAGUUGAACUCCUCCAAAAACCCGCAUCAUACGGAGACGCAAUCAGCCUUCAAGAAGCCGUCGAGCAAGGAAUUAUCGAUGGAGAUCAAGGAAAAAUAGUCGACCCCCAAAGAGGAGAUGUCAUCAACAUAAACGAAGCAAUUUCGAGAGGAAUUUUAGACCCAUCCGGAACAAACGAGGUUUUAAUCCCGCUAAAUCGAAGCUUAUCAAUCCCGGAAUUAUUCGAACAAGGCUUAAUCGAUGAGAGUACAGGAAAAAUCGUUCACCCAGAAACCGGGGCUCAUCUCACUUUACAAGACGCAAUCGCCUGCGAUAUCGUUGACCCGUUAAGCACGAUGAUUGAUCCGCAAGGAAAAACGUUAACUUUAACUCAAGCGAUAGAAAAAAAUCUCGUUGAUGGAACAACCGGAUUUGUAAACACUCAACAAGGCCCGAUUAAUUUAGAAACGGCUGUGAUUCAAAAAGUUUUUGACGAUUGGGAUGGAAAAGAAGGAAUUCCAAAAGCAGGGAUGACGUUCCAAGUUGCUUUGAGCAGGGGAUUAAUCGAUUUGGAUAAGAAAACUUUUACGCAUCCAACGAGUGGUGAGAAAAUACCGAUUGAAGAGGCAGUUGAUGCUAAUUACAUUAUGGCUAUUCCAUACGCGAAGGAUAGUGAAGGUGUUAAUAUUUUGGAUGCUUUAAAUGAAGGUUUAAUUAACGCUGAUAAUGGGACUUUUAAACUAAAAAAUUCCAACGAUAUCAUCCCGGUGUCGGAAGCAAUCGAAAGUGGGUUAUUAAUUAUUAAACCGCAACAAAGCUUAGCCCCAAUUACAACUGUAACAGAAACUGUAACAGCUGUUCAUACUGUAACUACAAAAACGAUCGAAUUAUUAUCGGGGUAUAUUUUAACGAGUUCUAGUGAAAUUCAAAAUGUCUCAACUGGGGAGAUUAUAUCAUUGGAAGAAGCUAAAUUAAAAGGGAUCGUUGGCGAAAUCACCGAGGCUAAAAAUAUAACAACCUUACGAGACAUAAAAAUGUCAUUUUCUGAUGCUGUUAAUAAAGGAUUAAUCGACUUAAAGAAUGGGAUAUUUACGGAUCCAAAAUCGGGGGAGAAAAUAUCAAUUAAAGAUGCCUUAGAAAGCGGAGUUUUAGAAGCAGCCGCUCCGAUGCGACCCGAUGGAUCCAAAACAACCGAAUUAGAUAUAUCGGAAGCUUUUGAAACAAUUUACGACCAAAAAACCGAAAAAUUCAUCGACCCAAUCGAAGGAAAAGAAAUCACGUUUAAAGAAGCCUUACAAAAAGAAAUAAUCGACCCAAACAGCAUAAUUUACGACGUUACCUCAAAACAAUCGAUCACAAUCGAACAGGCGGUUCAAAAAGGUUUGAUCGACGAAAAAACGGGUAAAGUUAAAGAUGAAAAAACCGGAAAAGGAGUUGAUUUUAAAAAAGCGGCUAAAAUGGGACUUGUUGCUAUCGUUGGUGGGUUAGCAGCUCCGGUUAUAGCCCCAGUUUUAGCGGUGAAAGCGGCUAAAGAUUACAUCGAUAAGAAAAAAAGCGAGAUAAAAAAAGAAAAUGAAACAACAACGAUCGAAAACGCGAUAAAACAGAAAAAAAUUAACCCAAAAACGUGCAAAAUCAUUUUAGACGGGAACGAAUUUAAAAUCCAAGAUGGUUUGGGUAAAAAGAAAUUGGAACCGAACGAUUUAAUCGAAAUAAUCGAUAAAAAUAAAGCCGUUUUAAUCCCAUCGCGAAAAGAUGAUACUCAAAAUAAAAUCAUCCCGCUUAAAGAAGCGUUAAAAUAUAUAAAUAAUCCUAAUUUAUUUAAAAUUGUUUAUAAAUCAAAAGUUUUACCUUACAGUUUAGAUGAAGCGUUAAUUAAUAAUAAGUUAGAUCCUAAAGAUGGGGUGAUCAUUAAAGGUAAUAUCAUCGAAAUCGUUCAACCUACACUUAAAACAAUCGAAAUUUUAAGAAUUGAUACGGAAAUAAUUGAUACGGAAAUAAUUAAAACUGAAAUUGUUACAACCCAAAAGAAAAUUAAAGAUGCUAUUUUAAAUAACGAUAUCGACCCGGUUGUUUGCAGGAUAAUUCAUGAAAAUCAAGAAUUUCCUUAUACAAUUCAAGAUGGGUUAAUGCAAGGAUAUAUUUCUCCCGAUAAUUUAAUCGGGGUUGUUUCAAGAAAUCGGGUUAUUUUAUUAAAUGAAGAGCCGUUGGAUAUCGCGGAAUUCGCCCUACAAAAAUUAGAAGAUAAUCGCGAACAAUACGAAUUAAUCCCGGUACAAUCAGCACUUUCAACGGAUAAAGUUAAUUUGGAAACGUGCGUUGUUAUUUUGGACGGUGAGAAAUUAAAUUAUAGCAUUAAAGAAGCCCUCGUGCAAAAAAUAAUUUAUCAUUACGACGCGUUAAGGGUGAUUAAUAAAGAUUUAGUUGUUGUUGUUGAUGAGAAAUUACCGAGUUUAAUUACAGUUUCGAAGGAUUUGACGCCUCAAAAAUUGGCGGAAAUGGGGUAUUAUGAUUUGCAAAGAAAAUGUUUUAUUGAUCCCCACACAAAAGAGCCACUUUCGUUCUAUAAAUUAUUGUUUUUGUUGAACGCUAUUGACCCUGAGACUUUGUACGUUAAAAAUUUAUCGAUUAAAAAGCCGACUUAUGUCACAAUGGAUGAAGCCAUAGAUAUCCCAUUACUCGAUCGCGAAAAAGGUUAUAUGGUGGAUAGAAGAACGGGAAAACACGUCUCAUUUUUUGAAGCUUUAAAAAUAAAAUGGAUCGUGCACAAAAAUGAUUUACCAAAAGAAAAGCGACAACCUUUAACGUUACAAGAAAUCGUCGAUACAGAAAACUUUAAUCUCAAAACGAUUAAAGUUACAAAUCCGGAGAAUGGAAAUGAAUUGUCUUUAAUCGAUUCUUUGAAAUAUAACGUAGUUGACCCACAAUCAGUUACGGUGCGUGAUCCUAAAAAUAUGCAGCUACUCCCUUAUUUCGACGCCGUUGAUUAUCAAAUUGUUGAUCAAAACCGCGGGGUUUUAGUUAAUACAAGUAAUAAGAAAGCCAUCGAUUUCUCAAAUGCUUUCUUAAAAGGUUACGUUCUUGGGAUCCCCCGAGCUAUGUCACUAAAAGGUAUUGUGGAACAAAAAGUAUUUGACCCCGAAACUGAAGCGAUUAUUGAUCCAUUAACGAAACAACAAUUAACGAUACAAGACGCUUUGAAUAGAAACAUUUUAGAUGGAAAUAUAACUGAAAUUUACGAUAACAAAAAUAAAACUAAGUUGCCUAUUAAAGAAGCUUUAGUUGAGGAGAUUAUUUUAGGCGAUACAGGGAGGGUUUUAAACAGAAUUAGUGGGGAAUUAUUACCAUUAAUUGAGGCAAUCGAAAAAGAUUUCGUACAAACAAAACCGUACACAAUUUCUUUAUUAGACGCGAUCCUCCUCGAUUAUUACCUCCCAAAAACGGGCGAAAUUUUCGACCCAAGAACCGGGGCAAAAAUAACCCUCCAAAAAGCGAUCGAAACCAAAUUCAUCGACCCAAACAACACCAAAAUCAAACAAGACGAAACCGACCAAUUCAUCCCCUUAACAGAAGCAAUCGACAAAAAAUUAAUCGACGAUCAAAAAGGAAUCUUAACCAAACCUUCAUUAACAUUAGAUCAAGCUUUAAAAAAAGGCUACAUUUUAAGCACUUCCUUACCAUGGUCUCUCCAAGACACCUUAGCCCUAAAAUUAUACAACCCCGAAAACGGAAAACUCGAAAUCCUUAAUAAAUCGAUCACUUUAACCGAGGCAAUCGAAAAUAACACGAUUAAUCCCGAAAUUUUAACCGUAAAACACCCCAAAUCCGGCGAAAUCAUCACAUUGGGCGAAGCUAUCGCAACGAAUUUAAUCAACCCCGAAAAAGGGGUGGUACUCGAUGAUAAUAACGAAAUUAAUUUAUACGAAGCUUUGGAACGGGGGAUAAUCGUCCCGGCUAAAUCACAAAUAACUCUCCCCGAAGCUAUCUUCAAAGGUUAUUAUAACCCAGAAACCGGAAAAUUUGUUAACACCAAAAACAAAGAAAAACUUAAAACCGAUUCGGCUAUUAAUCGCGGAUUCUUAGACACCUCAUCGACGUUAGUUACGAUUGAUGAAGAUAUGGUUACUUUCGAUCAAGCGAUGAUCGACGGGUUCAUUGACACGGAAAAAGGGAUUUUAUUAAUCGAUAAAAAUCGUCCCCCCAUCGAUUUUAACGAAGCUUUCGAACGCGGAUUAAUGGUUGAAGUAAGAACACCGAUGUCGUUAGUUGAAACAUUAGUGAAGGGAAUUUACGACGAUGAGCGCCAAAUGUUUUUAGAUCCGCGCACCGGGAAUUAUUUAACAUUAAUCGAAGCCAUCGAAAUCGGCUUAAUCGAUUCGGAUUCGGUUUCGGUGAAAGACACAAAAUCGGGCGUUUGGAGAAAAUUACACUUAAUCGACGCGAUUCAUAACGGUUACAUCGAUGGCAACACCGGAAAAGUUAAAGAUUUCUCAAAAUCCGAAGUUGUCGAGCUUAAUUUACAAGAUGCUUUAGCCGUGGGGGUUUUAAUCGAUAAUAAAGCAGCCACUUCGUUACAAAGAGCCAUCCACCAAGGGUUAUACGAAAGCGAAAGUGGGAAAAUAACCGAUCCUAAUUCAAACAGAAAAAUUUCUUUACACGAAUCAAUCAGGAAUUACAUCAUUAAUCCUUUAUUACCGUGUUAUUUCGAUAAAAAAGACUCGACAUUAUUAGAUUUAAACGAAACUUGUCGAUUAGGCAUCAUAGAUAAACGCAAAGGCGAAUUUAUUGACCCAAUAACCAACGAGAUUUUACCCCUAGAUAAAGCUUUAGAUUUAGGUUACAUCGUCGAUAUUGAAACGGCUAAUUUCGGGUUAUACGAAGCGAUUCAAAUGGGGUUAUUCAUCCCGCAAGAAAAUGUUUUAAUCCACCCCGGCACCGGGGGUAAUUUCACUUUAAAAGAAGCUUGCGCGAAAGAUUUAAUUAACCCAAAUCUCUCAAUAAUCAAAGACGUCAAAUCUAACAAAUACAUCAAAUUACCUUCAGCCAUCGAAAACGGCCUCUUAAACGACGAACAAAACAUUUACAACCUCCCAAAUGGGAACGAAAUAAAUUUAAUAGAAGCGAAAGAAAAAGGAUUAAUAGUCACAAUUCAAAAAAAUUUAAGUUUAGAGGAAGCAAUAAAAAAUCUUUUAUAUCGCCCCGAAUCAGGUAAAUUCGUCGACGUCGCCAAUAACACCUUCCACGAUUUAAAAGAAUCAAUCGAAAUCGGUUUAAUCAAUCCAAACACGACCGUUUUAAAAGAUCCAAACACAAACGUAUCAAAACCCUUAAUUUUAGCAAUAACCGAUGGGGCUAUUGACGUUGAAAAAGGUCGCGUUUUAGAUUCAAAAUCAAAACAAACUUACAACCUCGAUAAAGCAUUCGAAAAAGGUUUACUUAUAACCCUCGAUAAACCAAUUGAAAAUCAAUUAAACAAAAAUAUCAUUUCAAAAUUAUCCGCCUCAAAAACACCGAGAGAAUGCACGUUAGAAGAAGCGAUUAAAUUCGAUUUUAUCGACCCGAAAAUCGCGGUUAUUAAAGAUCCUAAUACUGGUAGUUUCAAAAUUGUGGAAGAAGCGAUCGAAAAUAAAAUUUUAGACCCCUCUAAAAUGAUUACUUUCGAGCCGUACGAUAAAUUAAAAUCGUUCGUUGCAAAUUAUGAUCAAACGUUAACUAUUUUCUUAAAAGAGCCGAUUUCUUUAGAACAAGCGAUCGAAAAAGAACACCUCGAUAUUAAAUCGGGUAAAUUCACCGAUCCAUUAUCCAACGAAAUUUUAACGUUAAAAGAAUCGAUCACUCUUGGUUAUAUCGAUCCCGAUACCGGUUUAGUUAAAGAUACCAAUAAAAAGAAAUUGGUUAAACUUCCCGAAGGGUUUAGACGUGGUCUUGUUGAUGCCGAAAAAGGAAACGUUUUAGAUAGUGGUACCUCGAAAUUAUACUCUUUAGCUUCGGCACUCGAUUCGGGGCUUUUGAUGAUCCCGAGAAGAAGUUUUACUUUAACCGAAAGCAUUACUUACGGGUUAUAUAAUCCAACAACCGGUGGGUUUGCAAAUCCUUUCGUUACCACCUCAAUUAUCGAUAGAAAACGCCUAACUUUAUCAGAAGCUAUUGAAGACAAUUUAAUCGACCCAUCUAGUACGGUUAUUAAGUGUUCUGAAACUGGAACUUGUUUACCACUUUUAAAUGCGAUUGAUACCCAAUUAGUCGAUGGAGUUGGUGGUAAAAUUUACGAUAAAAAUGAAGAUAAAAUGAUCGAUUUUAUGAAAGCUCAGGAGAGAGGUUUGAUAUUGCCUGCUGUUGAAAGGCAAGCCGUCGAGGAAAAAUACAAACUUUGCGACGAAACCCUCUCGAAAUUGUUGCAAUGGAUCGAAAUGAUCGAGGAAAAAAUCGCAACCCAAGAUAUCGUUCGCGAAGUUCCCGAGGAAUUAAGAAACCAAAUCAACACAAUGAAGCAAAUUAGAGAUGACCUCGAUCAACAUUCCGGGCAAGUCUCUCACAUCCAAGAUAAAGUUAGACAACUCGUUUUAACCGCUGGUGAUAUCUUAUCGAAAAGCGAAGUUUCAAUGUUGGAGAAGAACGGAAGGAAUUUGAAAACCCGCUAUGAAAAAGCUUGCGAUAGAACCGAUAAACUUUUAAGAAAAUUAGUUACAGCAAGAGAUGAACUUUCAAAACUUAAAGGGGAAUUAACCAAUUUCAGCUCGUGGUUAUCAAAAGCACGAAGAGUUUUGGAAGAUAAAGAGAGAGCUCUUAGCGAUCUUCAACGAUUAGAUACGAGUGUUGAUAGCACGAAAGAAUUCGUGUCGGAUGUCAUCGCUCACCAAGCCGAUUUAAGAUUCAUCACCAUGUCUGCACAAAAAUUCGUCGAUGAGUCUAAGGAAUACUUAAACAUCUUAAACGAUUUCCGGACAACUUUACCAUCGAGGUUACCCCACAUCGAGCCUUUAGCAUCGCAAGAUUCUCCAGUUCGCAACGAAGUGUCUUUGGUAACCCAACAAUACCGAGAUUUACUCCAUCGCGCCAAUAAUUUAUCGGAUCGUUUAUCCGGCGUUGGUGGUCGUCAAAAAGAAUAUGGAGAUGCUUUAAGCAAAGCCCAAGCUUGGUUAAGAGAUGUUGAACCAAGAGUUCACGCUGUUCUCAACGAACCAAUCGCUGGUGAUCCAAAAACUGUCGAAGAUCAACUUCACCACGCGAAAACCCUAAAUAAUGAGUUAGUUGCAAACGGAAGAUUAAUUGAUAACGCAAAACAGGCUACAUCAUCAUUGCUGAACUCAUUAGAAGGACAAAUUUCGCCAUCGGAAAUCGCGAGGUUAGAAGAACCAGUUGUUGAACUCGAUAUGAAAUACACCCAACUUAAAGAAGCUUUGGCUGAUCGUUGUCAAGAAUUAGAUACAGCUUUGGUGCAAUCCCAAGGUGUUCAAGACGCUCUCGAUGGAAUAAUAACGUGGUUAACAAUGGCUGAAAAUCAAUUCAAAAACUUACAAAAACCCGCAUCGUUAAUUCGCGAAAGACUUGAAGAACAACUCAGAGAGCACCGCGUUUUCCAAUCAGACGUCGACACCCACGUUUCUUCAAUCGACUCCGUUUAUUUAUCAGCAAGCGAAUUAAUUUCCUCAACGAGUAACGCUCGAGUUGCGAAAAAAAUCGAAACGAAAUUAAACGACGUUCGAACCCGCUUCGAAAAACUUUACGAUCGCGUCGAAAAACGAGGAGAAUUCUUAAACGACGUUUCCAAACAUCUUUCGGUGUUUACAAGCGAAGCCGACCAAUUUGAAGAGUGGUAUAACGGUGUUAUGGAGAUCAUCGAAUCGAGAGACUUCACCAAGUUAAGCAUUGAAGAGUAUUCAUCAAGAAUGAAAGAUAUCGCUGCAAAUCGAGACGAUAAACGUGCGCUAUUCGAAGAUGUUAUUAAAACGGGAAAAGAUCUUGUUAAUAAACGCGACGUUAUUGAUACUUCUCAUAUUAGAGAUCGCGUAAAAUCGAUGGAAAAUAACUGGAGGGAUUUAAAUAUGAUUUUGGAUGAGAAACAAAAAUUAUCGAAACAACGCGCCGAACAAUUAAACGCUUACGAAUCUUUAAGAGAACAAGUUAAUGAUUGGUUGAGUCGAAUGGAACAUAAAAUAGCCCGUUUAGAUUCUGUAGCUGUUGAAAUCGAAACCUUAAAAAGACAAGCAGAAGAAUUAAAACCGAUCGUUAAAGAAUAUCGCGAUUACUCCACGAUGAUCGAUAAAAUUAAUGACGUUGGAAACAUGUACGAUAGCUUACUUCGUGGUGAUCGUUCCGAUUCUCCAUCAAGAAGAAGACAAUUUAGCCCAACUAAACGCCCCGUUACAAGCCCAUUAAGAAGACCUUCACAAGAUGGAAGAUCACCAUCCCCAACUAAAGGAAUUAGUCCGUUAUCACCAGGUGGUUCAAGCGGAUUUUCAUCGCGUCGAUCAAGCCAGGAUGGUUUCCAUUUAGAAGAUUUAUCCCCAGUACAACAACAACUAUCAGAAAUUAACAAUCGUUAUAAUUUAUUGGGAGUUAAAAUCAGCGAUCGUCAAAAUGAAAUCGACGUCCUCCGCGAAGAACUCAAAAAACACAUGGAAAAUUUGCGCGUUUUAAGCAACUUCUUAGACAAAGUCCAAAGGCAAAUUCCUAAAGAUAUGACGACAAACACAAAAGAAGAAGCCGAUAAAGCCCAACGUCAACUUAAACAAAUUCUUGAAGAAAUGUACGAAAAACAAUCGUUAUUAGACUCGACGAAGAGCCAAAUUAAAGACUUAUUGAGGCGUAAACCGAACGCUUUGGGAACAGAUAACUUAAACGGCGAAUUAGAGGAGGUCGCCGCCCGUUGGAAAGCUCUUAAUGAUAUGUUGAAAGAUCGUAUUAGAUUCACAGAAGAUUUUAAAGAAUUUUUGGACACCCACGAUUCUCUUUCAUCAUGGUUAUCCUCAAAAGAUCGCAUGUUAACAGUUUUAGGACCAAUAUCGUGCGAUCCAAGAAUGGUUCAAUCGCAAGUACAACAAGUUCAAGUACUUAGAGAAGAAUUCCGAUCACAACAACCUCAAUUACAACACUUCUUAGAAGUUGGCGACUCAGUUUUAGCCUUCUUAGGUCCAAACACAAACGAUGGAAGAAAAGUUAAUGAUAAAAUCGGCGUCGUCCAAAAACGAUGGGCCGAACUUUUAGCUAAACUUGAGGAAAGAGCCGAUUCUUUAGGGGCGGCCGCUGAUACAAGCAGAGAAUUCGACGCGCAACUUACACGACUUCGUGAUGGUUUACAAGCAAUUUCCGAUAAUUUAGAUGAAUUACCUUUGGAUAAAGAUCCAGAAGAGCAAUUAAGGAAGGUUGAGAAUUUAGAGAGGCAAUUAGAGGGUCAGCGCCCACUUUUAGCUGAUUUAGAAACAGCUGGGGCUCAACUUUGUGAGGUUCUUAGUGAUCCAGCUUCAAGAGCUGAUAUUCAAGCUAAAUUAGCUUCGGUUGGGCGGCAAUAUAAUGCGUUACAAAAGAAAUUGGAUCAUCGCAAAGCAGAAAUUGAAGGCUCUUUGAGAGAUGGGCGGCAAUUUGAAGCUUCUUGCUCGAAGACUUUGGGUUGGUUAUCGGAUGAGUUGGGAAGUUUAAGUGAAAGAUUGUUGGUGUCGGCUGAUCGCGAUGUUCUUGAGCAACAACUCGCUCAUCACGAACCGAUUUAUCGCGAUGUUUUAGCGAGAGAACACGAAAUAAUCAUGUUGUUAAAUAAAGGGAAAGAUUUAAAAGGAACCAGGGAUAAUCGCACUUUACAAAGGGAUUUGGAUAAGAUCCAAACGCAGUGGGAUAAGUUGCGCAAAGAAACGGUUGAGAGGCAAACGAGGUUGCAAACGUGCAUGGAACAUUGCAAGAAAUAUUACCGGAGUUUAGAAACAUUUUUGCCAUGGUUAAGACAAGCUGAAGAUAAAUUAGACAGUCUAAAACCAUCGUCGUUUAAACGAAAACACAUUGAAAAACAACUCAAAGAAUUACAAUCGUUUAGAAACGAAGUUUGGAAAAGAUCUGGAGAAUACGAAAACACGAAAUCUUUGGGAGAAACCUUCUUCUCAGCUUGUGAUAUCGACAAAGACAUCAUUAAAAACGAAUUAACAAAUUUAAAAUCGCGAUGGGAAAAACUUAACAACGAUUUAAUCCAGCACACCCAAUCCUUGGAAGAUCAAGCGCACAAAUUAAGCGAUUUUAAUGAAAAUUUACGAGAUCUUCAGCACGGCGUUGAAAGAUGCGAAGAUAAACUUGCGUCGCACGAUGCUUUAGGAGGCGCCGCGAGAGAUCCAAAAAUGUUGGAUCGCAUCAAAAAUCUACGCGAAGAAGCCGCAAAUUUAAAGAAACCUUUACAAACUUGCAAAAAUCAAGCAGCCGAUCUUAUCCAUGAAGCGAGAGAAAACCACAUCGACGCUAAUCAUCUCCAAGAUGAAGUUGAUGGUUUAGGCGAUCGCAUUCAAGAUCUCCAAGCGAAAUUAGACGACAGAUGUUCAGAGCUCCAAUCGGCCGCCACCGCGGUUACUCAAUUUAACGAACAAGUUAAAGGAUUAUCUCAAGAUCUUUCCGGGUUAGAAGCCGAAUUAGACGGAAUGAAACCACCGGGUAGAGACUUCAAAACCGUUAAAACCCAAAUUGAAGAUUGCGCUAAAUUGAUUAAGAAGCUCAAUAAAGCAGCUGAUUGUGUUAACGAAGCUAUUUCUUCAGGCGAGCGAUUAGUUGAUAGCGGAUUCGCGCCGGAUACAGCUCAAACAAGAGAACAAGUCAACACUUUGAAUAAACAACUAAAUAAAUUAGAAGAUAGAGCUAAAUCUAGAGAGAAUGAUUUAGACUCAACGAUGAAAAAAUUGGAAGAAUUCUACUUGCUUCACGCCGGUGUUUUGGAUGACGUCAUCGAAGCAAUGGAUCAAUUAAGAAAAUUAAAACCCGUUGGUUCCGAUGUUGAAACAAUCAGAGCGCAACAAGAUGAUUUCAAAAAAUUCCGCGCAAAAAUCGAACCGUUAAGCAGAACCGUUGAUGAGUGUAAUCGCAACGGACAAGGUUUAAUCCAAUCGGCUUCACCAGGAGUUAACACCUCAACCUUAGAAAAAGACCUCGAAAAAAUGAACGAAAAAUGGAACGACCUCAAAGAAAAAAUAAACGAUCGAGAACGAAGAUUAGACGUCGCUUUAUUACAAUCAGGAAAAUUCCAAGAAGCUUUAGAUGGCUUAGCUAAAUGGUUAACCGACACAGAAGAUUUAGUAGCAAAUCAAAAACCACCAUCCGCCGAUUACAAAGUGGUUAAAGCUCAACUUCAAGAACAAAAAUUCCUUAAAAAGAUGUUAUUAGAUCGCCAAAAUUCGAUGUCUUCCUUAUUCAGCAUGGGUAAUGAAAUCGCCAAAGAAGCGGAACCAUCCGAAAGAAAAGCCAUUGAGAAACAACUUAAAGAUCUUAUGGUGAGAUUUGAUGCACUCACUGAAGGUGCUCAACAAAGAACUUUAGAUCUAGAACAAGCGAUGAGAGUUGCGAAACAAUUCCAAGAUAAAUUAAUAUCACUUCAAGAAUGGCUUGAUAAAAGCGAAAGAAAAAUUAAAGACAUGGAAUUAAUUCCGACCGAUGAAGAAAAAAUCCAACAAAGAAUCCGCGAACAUGGUGUUCUCCACAACGAUAUUUUAAACAAAAAGGUUGAUUUCAACGAAUUAACUGAUAUUGCAUCGAAUUUAAUGUCUCUUGUUGGUGAAGAUGAAGCGAUUGCUUUAGGAGAAAAACUACAAGAAGUCACCGAUCGUUAUGGAACUUUAGUUGAAACCAGCGAAAAUAUCGGACAAUUAUUAGCCGAUUCAAGACAAGGAUUGAGACACCUCGUUUUGACUUAUCAAGAUCUCGCAGCUUGGAUGGACAGCAUGGAACAAAGAUUAGGAAAAUACAAAGUAUUAGCAGUCCACCCAGAAAAACUUUUAGGCCAAAUGGACGAUUUAGCAUCUUUAACCGAAGACAUAGCAAGUCGCCAACAAGACGUUGAUAGCACAGUUGACACAGGUGUUGAAUUAAUGCGCCACAUCUCAUCAGACGAAGCACUUCACCUCAAAGACAAAUUAGAUUCCCUUCAAAGAAGAUAUAACGAAUUAACAUCCCGCGGUGCCGAUUUAUUAAAACACGCCCAAGUUAUGUUACCACUAGUCCAACAAUUCCACAACAGCCAUAACCGCUUAGUUGAAUGGAUGCAAGAAGCUGAAGGAAUCCUCCAAUCGGCCGAACCACACGAAGAUGAAAUCGCCAGACUUGAAAUCGAUUUGCAAGAAUUAAGACCUGUUCUUGAAAACAUCAAUUUGGUUGGCCCUCAACUUUCUCAAGCGAGCCCCGGGGAAGGCGCUGCUACAAUCGAAGGUUUAGUAACGAGAGAUAACAGAAGAUUCGAUGCCAUCGCAGAACAAAUUCAAAGAAGAGCCGAAAGGAUUCAUCUCGGAAAACAACGUGCUUUAGAAGUUACCACGGACAUCGACGAAUUACUCGAAUGGUUUAGAGAAGUUGAGAGUCAAAUCCGAGAUGCGGAGAAACCUUCGGCUGAACCCGAUUUAAUUAGAGUACAAUUAAAAGAACACAAAGCUUUGAACGACGAUAUUUCAAGUCAAAAAAGUAGAGUUCGCGAUGUUUUAUCAACAGCUAAGAAAGUGUUACGCGAAAGCCCCCCAAGCGAUGACACUUCAUUGAUAAGAGAAAAAAUGGAAGAUUUACGCGAAAUUAUGGAUACAGUUUCAACUUUAAGUUCUGAUAGGUUGGGCAUUUUAGAACAAGCUCUUCCUUUAGCGGAGCAUUUCAACGACACCCACAGCGUUUUAACCAAUUGGUUAUCAGAUAUGGAAGAACAAGUAUCCAUGCUUUCCAUGCCAGCGAUGAGACCAGAUUUAAUAGCACAACAACAAGACAGAAACGAGAUGUUCGUACAAUCAAUAAACGAACACAAACCACUCGUCGAUAAAUUAAACAAAACCGGUGAAGCUUUGAUUAGAUUAUGCAACGAUGACGAUGGAGCUAAAGUUCAAGACUUCAUCGAUAACUGCAACGAACGUUAUGGUGCUUUGAAAUUAGAAUUACGCGAAAGACAACAAGCGCUUGAAAAGGCACUACAAGAAAGUUCCCAAUUUAGUGAUAAAUUAGAAGGAAUGUUGAGAGCUUUAUCAAACACAGCCGAUCAAGUUCAUAAUCAAGACCCGAUUUCAGCUCACCCCCCAAAAAUAAAAGAACAAAUCAACGAAAAUGAUUCCUUAAUCGACGAUUUAGACAAACGCAAAGAAGCGUACGCCGCUGUUGAAAAAGCAGCCGAUGAUGUCAUCAAUAAAGCUCCAAACAGAGCUGAUCCCGCUAUUAAAGACAUCAAACGAAAACUCGACAAACUUAAAAACUUAUGGGACGAUGUCCAAAACACCACAAAUAAACGUAACAAAUCUCUUAACGACACCCUCGAUGUCGCCCAACAAUUCUGGAGACAGCUCAACGCGGUCAUGGCAACACUCAAUGACCUCCAAGAUUCCCUCCAAAGUCAAGAACCACCAGCAGUUGAACCAAAAGCGAUUCAAAAACAACAAGUUGCUUUACAAGAAAUUAGGCACGAAAUCGAUCAAACGAAACCGGAAGUCGAACAAGUAAGGCAUUCCGGACAAAAAUUAAUGCAACUUUGUGGCGAACCUGACAAACCGGAAGUGAAAAAACAUAUUGAAGAUUUAGAUCACGCUUGGGAUAAUAUUACCGCUCUUUAUGCUAAACGCGAGGAGAAUUUGAUUGAUGCCAUGGAGAAAGCGAUGGAAUUCCAUGAAACUUUAAGAGAUCUACUUGAAUUCUUGAAGAAAGCUGAAGAGAAAUUUAAUAGAAUGGGACCGUUGGGUUCUGAUAUAGAUGCUGUUAAAAGACAAAUUGAGCAGUUGAAGAAUUUCAAAGCGGAAGUUGAUCCUCAUAUGGUGAAAGUUGAAGCUUUAAACAGGAGUUUGAUCAGGCAAGCUCAAGAACUCACCGAGCGUACAUCAGCCGACCAAGCAGCCUCUAUAAAAGAACCACUUUUAGCUGUAAACAGAAGAUGGGACGAUCUUCUUCGAGGAAUCGUCGAGAGACAACGUCAAUUAGAAAACGCUCUUCUCCGUUUAGGCCAAUUCCAACACGCUCUAAACGAACUUCUCGUUUGGAUCAAAAAGACGGACGCAACUUUGGAUGAAUUAAAACCGGUUGCUGGUGAUCCUCAAAUACUCGAAGUUGAAUUAGCGAAACUUAAAGUUUUAAUAAACGAUAUUCAAGCCCAUCAAACCAGUGUUGAUACUUUAAACGAUGCUGGAAGACAAAUCAUUGAAAGUGGAAGGGGUACUGACGAAGCUUCGGUAACUCAAGAAAAAUUAAACACUUUAAAUACUCAAUGGAGAUCUUUAAUGCAAAAAGCAGCCGAUAGGCAAAGAGAAUUAGAGGAUGCAUUAACCGAUGCGCAAAGAUUUAAUGCGGAAAUUCAAGAUCUUUUAAGCUGGUUGGGAGAUGUCGAUGCCAUCAUCGCUGCAAGCAAACCAGUUGGUGGAUUACCAGAAACAGCAACCGAACAACUCGAAAGAUUCAUGGAAGUUUACAACGAAUUGGAAGAAAAUCGCCCGAAAGUUGAAACAGUUUUAGCCCAAGGCCAAGAAUAUUUAAAACGCGGAUCAAACGCAGCUUCAAAUCUUCAACACAACCUAAGAACAUUAAAACAACGUUGGGAUUCGGUAACAGCAAGAGCUAACGAUAAAAAAAUAAAACUAGAAAUUGCUUUGAAAGAAGCGACCGAGUUCCACGAAGCCUUACAAGCCUUCGUCGAUUGGUUAACAAACGCUGAAAAGAUUUUAACAAACCUCAAACCAGUUUCGAGGGUUUUAGACACAGUUCAAUACCAAAUCGAAGAACACAAAGUGUUCCAAAAAGAUGUUAGCGCUCAUCGUGAGGUGAUGUUAAACUUGGAUAAAAAAGGAACGCAUUUGAAAUAUUUCAGUCAAAAACAAGAUGUAAUUUUAAUUAAAAAUUUAUUAAUCAGCGUCCAACAUCGCUGGGAAAGAGUAGCUUCAAAAUCAGCGGAAAGAACUCGCGCUUUAGAUUUGGGAUACAAAGAAUCGAAAGAAUUCCACGAUAUGUGGUCCGGAUUGAUGUCGUGGUUAGAAGAGACCGAAGAAAAUCUCGACGAGUUACUUUCAGAUUCCGUUGGAAAUGAUCCCGAACGCAUCAAAGAACGAUUAGCUAAACACCAAGAAUUCCAAAGAGCUUUAUCAUCAAAACAAGGAACUUACGACAACACCAUGAAAACCGGAAAACUCAUUAAAGAUAAAGCACCAAAAUCCGACGAAAACACAUUAAAACAAAUGUUGAUUGAUCUUAAAAAUAAAUGGACAUCCGUUUGUUCGAAGAGUGUUGAUAGGCAAAGAAAAUUGGAGGAAGCCCUCCUUUAUUCCGGCCAAUUCAAAGACGCCAUCGCAGCUUUAUUAGCUUGGUUAAGAAAAGUCGAAAAAGAUUUAUCUGAAGAUCAACCAGUUCAUGGUGAUUUAGACACUGUUCAUCAUCUUUUAGAUCAACAUCACCGAUUUGAGAAAGAUCUUGAAGGUCGUAAUGAACAAAUGAGAUCCGUGAUGCAAACCGGGCACGAAUUAGAAAUAAAAGCGAGUAAAACCGAUGCUUCCACAAUCAGAAGUCAAUUAACCGAAUUAAACGGAUUAUGGGAUAGCGUUUCGAUGUUAACAAACAGAAAAUCAUCACGCCUUGAAGAAGCUUUACGAGAAGCCGAGAAAUUACACAAAUCAGUUCAUAUGUUGUUAGAAUGGUUGAGCGAAGCUGAAAGAACUUUAAGAUUCGCCGGAAGUACACCAGAAGACGAAGCCACCGCUUAUUCUCAACUUCAAGUUUUGGAGAAAUUCCGCAAAGAUUUACGAGAAAAAGAAUACGAAAAAGACGCAACCUUAGAACUUGCGCAUGGUGUUUUAUCUAAAUCGCAUCCCGACGCUGUUAAUGUAAUUAAAAAUUGGAUAACGGUUAUUCAAUCAAGAUGGGACGAAGUUUCACAAUGGGCUUUGCAAAGACUACAAAAAUUAAAUUCGCAUAUGCAAAGUUUGAAAGACUUAGAUGAUAGCUUGAAAGAGUUGUUGGAUUGGUUGCAAGGAUUAGAAAAUACUUUAUUAGCAUUGAAACGAGAGGAAUUACCGAUGAGUAUACCAGCCACUGAACAAUUAAUCGCCGAUCAUAAAGAAUUUAUGGAGAAUACGCAAGUUAGGCAAGGUGAGGUUGAUAGAAUUUUGAAAGCGAAACAAGUUAAACCUGCUCAACAGCCAAAGGAUCCAAGGAAAUAUGGAAAAAAUAAAGUACCUCUCCGUGGAUCUCAGCAUGAUAUUCGUGAAACUUCACCAGAUAGCUACAAUUCACUGGGCAGAAAGCAAAGCUUCAAAGGAUCACAAAAUUUGUACACUGGAGCUAAAGGAAGCCGUACGAGUCCGGGUAGAGAAAUCAGUCCAGAUCCUCAAGUACCUCAUAUUGGACCAAGAUUCCCACCAACAGGAAGUGCCGAACCAGAAUUUAAAUCAUCAACUGUUAAACUCCUAUACGAUAAAUGGCGUCAUGUUUGGAUGUUAUCAUGGGAAAGACAACGGGAAUUAUACGCCCAUUUGGCUUAUUUAAAAGAAAAAGAAAGGGCUGAGAACUUCUCUUGGGAUGAUUGGCGAAAGAGAUUCUUGAAGUUUAUGAACCACAAAAAAUCAAGAUUAACAGAUUUGUUUAGAAAAAUGGACAAAGAUAACAACGGGUUAAUUCCUCGUGGUGACUUUAUAGAUGGAAUUAUAAAUACCAAAUUUGAUACAAACCGAUUUGAAAUGAAAGAAGUGGCCGAUAUGUUCGAUCGUAACAAUCGCGGUUUAAUCGAUUGGAAAGAAUUUAUAGCGGCUCUUCGUCCAGAUUGGGAGGAAAAGCGUCCGGAUAACGAUGCGCAAAAGAUACACGAUGAAGUGAAACGUUUGGUGAUGUUGUGCACCUGUAGGCAGAAGUUUAGGGUGUUCCAAGUUGGUGAAGGAAAAUACAGGUUUGGGGACAGUCAAAAGUUAAGACUUGUUCGUAUCUUAAGAAGUACGGUAAUGGUAAGAGUUGGAGGUGGAUGGGUCGCGCUGGACGAAUUUUUAUUGAAGAAUGAUCCAUGCCGAGUUAUGUUAGUUUUACCUUUACCCGACCCUGACAAACCUGAGCAGCACGAACCUUGGUGCCCUCUUGGUAAGCCUGCAUGGGUGUUACCACCAAAAAAUAUUUAUUUUAGAAAUAAUCAAAAUAAAAAUCAAAUAAUCAAAAAAUUUUUUGGUUUAAUAAGUAAGUAAAGUUUUAUUUUGGUUAUUUCUAUUGUGGUUGUUGGUUUUUUGGAACGUUAUUCUAAUUAUUUUUUGGUGCAUGGUUUUUUCCGUAAAAACUAACACAAAUGAAUACCACAAAUCGGUGUUUUAUGUGUCUGGGUAUAAAUAAUUUCUUUUAGUUAUAAAUAGUUUCUUUUAGCGGCAAAUUUUU
Messenger RNA from Onthophagus taurus, 20794 nucleotides. The record is from RefSeq and is a predicted model, not a curated record. Lineage: Eukaryota; Metazoa; Arthropoda; Insecta; Coleoptera; Scarabaeidae.